Octodon degus (degu) is the source of this 936-nucleotide messenger RNA. RefSeq names its product taste receptor type 2 member 41-like. The coding region runs from base 1 to 936 and encodes 311 amino acids. The transcript has a single exon. The record is from RefSeq and is a predicted model, not a curated record. NCBI's taxonomy places the organism in Eukaryota, Metazoa, Chordata, Mammalia, Rodentia, Octodontidae. Gene Ontology annotation, cellular component: membrane. Gene Ontology annotation, molecular function: G protein-coupled receptor activity. Gene Ontology annotation, biological process: G protein-coupled receptor signaling pathway; detection of chemical stimulus involved in sensory perception of bitter taste; sensory perception of taste.
AUGGAUCUAGCCCUGACAAUCUUCUUCAUAGUCCUCUUUGUCUUGCUGUGUUCCCUGGGGCUCCUAGCCAAUGGAUUCAUCGUGCUGAUGCUGAGCAGGGAGAGGCUGCUGCGUGGUAGGUUGCUCCCCUCGGACACAAUUCUCCUUGCCUUAGGCACCUCACGCCUCCUCCAGCAAUGUCUUGGGCUGGUGUACAGCAUCUCCUACUUCUUCCACCUGGUGGACUUCUCCAAAACUUUUGCCCGCCUGCUCAUUUCUCUCCACUGGGAGUUCCUGAACUCAUCCACCUUCUGGUUUUCUAGCUGGCUCAGUGUCCUGUUCUGCGUAAAGAUUGCCAACUUCUCCCAUCCUGCCUUCCUCUGGGUGAAGUGGAGGUUCCCAGCAUUGGUGCCCUGGCUCCUGCUGGGCUCUGUCCUCACUUCCCUCUCAGUAACCUUGCUGUUCUUUGGGGGAAACUUCGUUGUGUAUCAUGAAUUCAUCCAGAAGAAACUUUCUGGGAACAUAACUGAUAAGGAAUGGAACAGGAGCCUGGAAAUUCACUAUUUCAUGCCUCUGAAACUUGUCACCAUGUCGAUUCCAUGCUCUCUUUUCCUGGUCUCGAUUUUGCUGUUGAUUGGCUCUUUGAGGAAGCACAGCCUGAGAAUGCAGGGCAACACCCGUGACCCGCAGGCUCGCAGCAACCAGGCUCACACCAGAGCGCUGAAGUCCCUCACCUGCUUCCUUGUUCUCUACGCCCUCUCUUUCAUCUCCCUGGUCAUCGAUGCUACAGUCUUUAUCACCGCAGAGAGCAGGUGGUACUGGCCCUGGCAGAUCUCCCUCUACGUGUGCAUGUCUGUCCAUCCCUUCGUCCUCAUCAGCAGCAACCUCAAGCUUCGCGGCACAGUAAGGCGGCUCCUGCUCUUGGGCAGGGGCUUCUGGCUCCCCUCAGGAGCCUAG